AUGGUCAACUCCUGUUGUGGCUCCGUCUGCUCUGAACAGGGCUGUGGCAAGGAGACCUGUUGCUGCCCCAGCUGCUGCCAGACCACCUGCUGCAGGACCACCUGCUGCCGCCCCAGCUGCUGUGUGUCCAGCUGCUGCCAGCCCUCCUGCUGUGGUUCCAGCUGCUGUGGCUCCAGCUGCUGCAGGCCUAGCUGUUGCAUUUCCAGCUGCUGUCGCCCCACCUGCUGUGGAUCCAGCUGCGGUGGCUCCAGCUGCUGUGGCACUAGCUGCUGCCGCCCCUCCUGCUGCAUUUCUAGCUGCUGCCGCCCCUCCUGCUGUGGCUCCAGCUGCGGUGGCUCCAGCUGCUGCCGCCCCUCCUGCUGCUGCCCCUCCUGCUGCCUGCACCCAGUCUGUGGCCAGGUCUCCUGCCACACCACUUGCUAUCGCCCCACCUGUGUCAUCUCCACCUGCCCCCGCCCCAUGUGCUGUGCCUCCUCUUGCUGCUGA
Messenger RNA from Mustela lutreola (European mink), 486 nucleotides. Its product is annotated as keratin-associated protein 4-12-like. The coding region runs from base 1 to 486 and encodes 161 amino acids. NCBI's taxonomy places the organism in Eukaryota, Metazoa, Chordata, Mammalia, Carnivora, Mustelidae. The record is from RefSeq and is a predicted model, not a curated record. Gene Ontology annotation, cellular component: keratin filament. The transcript has a single exon.